AUGGACGACUACUCGAAUGAAUACACAUGCCGCCUGAUCAGCAAAUGCCAGGCCUGUGCGCCCUCAGAGCUGAACCAGCCGUUCUGCAAGCUGAACGGAUACAAGCAGGAGGUCGCCUGCGAAUGGAACGGCACCGUGCCAAAGGACUACCAGGACUCGCACCAGCUGCCCGAGUACCAGGAAUGCGCCCACCCCGAGGAGAAGGACCGCAGGGACUUUUUCCGAAACGAAUUUCUCUUCAUCGUCCUCGGCAUUGCCGCCUUCGCCGUGUACGUCUGGCGGAAAAAGCGCAUCGGCUACUCCAGGGUCUGA
Linderina pennispora is the source of this 312-nucleotide messenger RNA. RefSeq lists its product as uncharacterized. The record is from RefSeq and is a predicted model, not a curated record. Lineage: Eukaryota; Fungi; Kickxellomycota; Kickxellomycetes; Kickxellales; Kickxellaceae. The transcript has a single exon. Gene Ontology annotation, cellular component: membrane. The coding region runs from base 1 to 312 and encodes 103 amino acids.